GAGAGCCGACGAGUAAAAUCCACGCAGGUUUCCACGCCUGCCACAGACCCCGAGAGGGACUCAUUAGUGGGAGUCACGACGCAGGACAGUCCGUGUUGUGUUCAACUGCCGCUUUAAAGGCUCAUUUCCUGCCAUUGUCACGCGUGUCGUGGGCAGGAAGAGGGAAACGAAAGCAGACCCGCAGGGGGGAUGGAGGGGAGGGGGGGCGACCUAUUUAAACACGACAUGAUCGCGGACAUGAACACAGCCGACCGAGGACGCGAUCAUGUCCGUCCUUCCCCGCCCUGACAUGAUUGUUUAGGAGCAGCAGGUGCGUGGAGGUCCAUCCUCUCUCCGGCCCGGGAAUGUCUUCCACCAUCGAGAGGAAGACGCUGGAAGCUAACGAGGAGCCGGUGGAUGAGGUCCUGCAGAUGCCGCCUUCUUUGCUGACGUGCGGCGGCUGCCAGCAGAGCAUCGGCGACCGCUUCUUCCUGAAGGCCGUGGAGCAGUACUGGCACGAGGACUGCCUCAGCUGUGACCUCUGCGGAUGUCGCCUCGGGGAGGUGGGCCGCCGGCUCUACUACAAGCUGGGGAGGAAAUUGUGCCGCAGAGAUUACCUCAGGCUUUUUGGGCAGGACGGCCUGUGCGCUUCCUGCGAGAAGAGGAUAAGAGCCUUUGAGAUGACCAUGCGUGUGAGGGACAAGGUCUACCACCUAGAAUGCUUCAAGUGCGCUGCCUGCCAGAAGCAUUUCUGCGUGGGAGACCGCUACUUGCUCAUCAACUCAGACAUCGUCUGCGAGCAGGACAUCUUUGAAUGGACUAAACUCAACAACAACAACAACAUGGUGUAGGAAGGAAAUCACUAGACUUUUUUUUUGUGAAGACAUCUUUGAUACACUUUUUCUAGCGCCAGGCGGACUUUAAACUGUACCUCCUAUUCCCAGCAAGACCAGAGACAACUAAGACCACACCUCACCUCAUUGAUGCAAAACGUGCUGAUAAACAUGCAAUAACCUGUGCACAGAACAAUAAUGUGGCUCUGAUUGGAAAUCAGAGCAUUUGGAGCAACGUUACAGUUCAUUAACGAAACAUGUACCAGCUAAAACAUGUGUUUGUACCAAUUGGGGUGUCUUGAUCGGAUAUUCAUAGCAACUAUCGGGCCUAUAUCAACAAAACAACAAGUAUCGGUUGAUAACGGACAUAUAAAAUCUCUGAUACAAGCACUCCGGCAGCGUCUUAACAUCUAAAUGUUAAGCACACAAGCUUGAUCUUUUCUUGUAUUUUCAUCAAGUCAUGGACAAAAAGGUAAGCAUGGCAGGCUAAAGGCUACUAGCAGCUACACAACAGCUAAGCACAAAAUAGCCCAUAAGCUAGUGUUUUUAAUUUGACAAUAUUGCAGUCCCCAACAGCUCAUUAGUCAAUAUAAACAAGUAUGGAAUCAGUAUAGUUGUACAUCACCUAGAGUCCUACACUAACAAAGACCCCAAGGUUGAAGCACAUUAGAUAGUAUCCACUACCUAACGCACGGGUCGGGAACCUUUUUGGCUGAGAGAGCCAUGAAAGCCAAAUAUUAUCAGAUGUACUUCCGUGAGAGCCGUAUAAUAUUUUUUAACACUGAAUACAACUAAAUGCGUGCAUUUUUAAGUAAAACCAAAAUUUUAAGAGUAUAGUAAGUAUCUUCUUCUUUUUAAUAACAUUGUUAUUCUGAAGCUAUUUUAUUUUUUUCAAUAUAGAAUAAAAUAGUUCUUACCAUUAAUGCGACUUCUUGAAAAGGUGCGGUAGAAAACGGAUGGAUGAAUCAAAAUGCAUGAGAAUGUUUUAUAUUUUGAACCUCAUUUUCAACACUGAUUGCCAGCGGAAUUAUUCAUUACUUAUCGCUGUGUUUUUCAACCACUGUGCCGUGGCACACUAGUGUGCCGUGAGAUACAAUCUGGUAGCCGUUGGAGAUGAUCUAAUUUCACCUAAUUGGGUUAAAAAUAUUUUUUGCAAACCUGUGACUAUAAUUCAAAAAUGUGUUGUUAUUGAGUGGCUGUGCUGUCCAGAGCACAGCAGAGUAACUGUGUAAUGCGCUUCCAUAUCAGUAGGUGGCAGCAGGUAGCUAAUUGCUUUGUAGAUGUGGGGAACAUGUUAUGUCGUGAUCACAAUAUGCGGGAGGCAGCGUUUAGGUAACAAAGUAUCCAACACUUAAACCAAAAAUAAACAAAAGGAGAGUGCCGCUAAGAAAAGGCAUUGAAGCAAAACUAAACUAAAACUGAACUGGCUGCAAAGUAAAUAAAAACAGAAUGCUGGACGACAGCAAAGACUUACAGCGUGUGGAGCAGACGGCGUCCAUGGCAUGACAAUCAACAAUGUCCACACAAAGAACGAGUGCGUCCGCACAACUUAAAUACCGAUAGUCUUGAUUGCGAAAACAGAGAAAGGUGCGGAGAAAUAACAUUCAAGGAAGACAUGAAACUGUUACAGGGAAAUACCAACAAAAAAGGAAAAGCCAACAUAAUAGGAGCGCAAGUCACAGGAACACACCAGAAAACUCAAAAUAAGUUAUGGCGUGAUGUGACAGGUGGUGACAGUACACCUACAUUGAGACAAGAGCUAUAUUAAUGCAUGUGUGGUUAUGGUUUGAAUGCAUAUCCGACAAUUGCGAGAACGACUUUUUAUUGUCAGUAUCAGCUACUGAUUUUCAUUUUUUUAUGUUUUCUGCUGGUGGUUUGCCUCUGAAUUUUUUCAAUUAAAAAAAUGUGGCUUGGCUCAGAAAAGGUUGAAAAACACUGACUUAUCGUGUUAAGCAACGCCAGCUAAGAUUUAUCUGAGAGCCAGAUGCAGUCAUCAAGAGUCACAUCUGGCUCUGGAGCCAUAGGUUCCUACCCCUGACCUAACAUGUCCGCAUCAUUCAACUUACUCUAUCAUUCCCUCAAUUAAAUUAAUUAUUUUGACCACAAACUCUCCACUUCAAAAAUAUAACUCUUGUCAUAAGAUUCAUGUUUUCAUACCCACGUUUGUUGUGUUUUUCUAAUUUCGCUCAUCUUACUUUUUCUAACUUUCCACACUGAAAAAAAUAGGAGUAUGCAAUUUUAUGCCAUACUGUUAGUCGUUUUCAUACUCACCAUUGUUCGGUUUGACUAAAUUUCUUUUGAUCAAACCUUUUCUACAAAAUAGUAAAAGUAUGUAGUGAGAUUAGUGCUGAUACUGUAUGGGAUUACAAUCGGCAUUGGCCAGCAACACUCAAUCUGUAUCGAGUCGGAAGUGAAAGUCAUGUCAAGACACCCCUGGGACCAAUAGUGGCACGAAAAUACAUUUCUUUAAUAUGAUAAAAAAAAAUGCUUGAUCAUGUGCUACAUUAAUUUUAAAUGAGAACAUAUCUGGUGGCUGUUAUCAAAGAAUUGCACAUUUUUGACAUUUUAACAUGGAGUCCCCUUCAAUUCCUUCUUUUAUUCAUCUUUUCAAAUGACUCAUCUAUUAAGCAUUCCCACCCUUUUAGGCACUUUUCAUUUCAUUUCAACGUUUACACAAUAAACAGUCGUUUGAAGGAA
This is a messenger RNA of Nerophis ophidion (straightnose pipefish), 3509 nucleotides long. Its product is annotated as rhombotin-2-like. The record is from RefSeq and is a predicted model, not a curated record. NCBI's taxonomy places the organism in Eukaryota, Metazoa, Chordata, Actinopteri, Syngnathiformes, Syngnathidae. The transcript has 3 exons. Gene Ontology annotation, molecular function: transcription coactivator activity; DNA-binding transcription factor binding. Bases 345 to 830 code for a protein of 161 amino acids. Gene Ontology annotation, cellular component: nucleus. Gene Ontology annotation, biological process: positive regulation of transcription by RNA polymerase II.